AUGUCAAACGCCGCGGAGACAGAAGCCAGACAGAGAGCCUCCGCUCUCCGGCGCAAGCAAACCCACGUCCGCGACAUGCUGACCCCUGGCGCCCUCCACGUAGUCCUCUACAUCCGCUCAGAUACGCCAGUCCCAAACGACUUCCACUGGGCUCUCUACCUACACACUGGCAAUCCCGGUGGCCAUCAGUACCACGUGCGGGCUAGAAAUGGUAGCUUGGAGCCUGCCCAUGAAACCAUCCUCAACAUCAUGGCGGGGCAUUUCCUUUGCAUUUUGAUUGAAGUUGCAACUCUCCAUCAGGACAAAGUCACAUAUGGACGUGUGGACCAGAUCAUGAAAAGCUUCGACGCCACACUGAACUUGGUUUCCGGGCUAAAUUGCCGAACCUGGGUGCUGAUGGUCUUGCACAUGCUGGUUGGAGCUGAAAUGGUGCACCUCAAUAUCGAGCUGCUGGAGAAAGAAUGUCUUGAUUUUGGGAAUGGGUUUAGUAUUGCUGCUUCUUUGGAUGUGCAGCCGAGGCCUGUGGUGAAGUCAAUGUUUGCGUAA
Messenger RNA from Penicillium brevicompactum, 546 nucleotides. RefSeq lists its product as uncharacterized. The record is from RefSeq and is a predicted model, not a curated record. Lineage: Eukaryota; Fungi; Ascomycota; Eurotiomycetes; Eurotiales; Aspergillaceae. The transcript has a single exon. Bases 1 to 546 code for a protein of 181 amino acids.